Molecule: messenger RNA, 1117 nt
Organism: Gallus gallus (chicken)
Lineage: Eukaryota; Metazoa; Chordata; Aves; Galliformes; Phasianidae
Exons: 3
Coding region: 1-873 (290 amino acids)
Source: RefSeq, a predicted model, not a curated record
AUGGGUGGCUAUGUCCUUCUCAGGAAAGACAGGCCAGCAAGGCAAGGCGGUGGAGUUGCUCUUUAUGUGAGAGAGCAACUAGAACGUAUUGAGUACUGUCCAGGGGUUGAUGAGGAUGCGGAGCAGGUUGAGAGUAUGCAGGGUUCUGACCGGCGCCGGCAAUGGUGGAGAUGGUGGCAGCAAGUGGUAUCACUGAAGUCAGGUGCUGAGAGGCAGGCAGGCAGGCGCGGGAGCCCCCUGUGCAGGCCAUGUUGCUCCCAGCAGCAAGCAUCACCAUGGCAGGGCAGUCCCAUCCUGCCCCAUGUCACCCAGCCAGGAAAGACCCAGCCUUUGUUGCAGCGUAACCUGUGCCCCUCUCUUCACACCAACUCUGCCACUGGUACCACGAGGCCUGCGGGGAAACCCGGCAGGCUUCCCGGACAGGACCAGCGCCCGCAGGUUCUGGUGGCACGUGGGACCCCCAGGAUGUUCGGUCAGCGUUCAAGGCUAGGCAGUGGAGUUCAGGACCUGCCUCCUGAGAUCCUCAGCUGCACAAAGCCACCGGUGAAAGGGAUGGUCUUUCAGGAGGGCCUUGUUCAAACAGAGGAGAGAAAACGCUGGUGGGAAUACAAGACCAAGAGGCCUAUUUGGCCUAUGCGCCCCCCAGCACUUCCCAGAGGGCACAAGAAAGCAGGAGCAGCAGCAAGACCAUCACGAGGACCAGCUUUGAGCCUGGAGAAAAAAGCAGACAGCCAAACUGAAACCUGCCAGCCCUUCAACUCUGGCUUCAGCGGCAGCAGAAGCACAGAGCAAUCGGACAGGCUCGCUAUGGAAAGGCUGUACCGGCAGCUCCUGGUGUCCCUAAAACGGCCCAAGACCAAGAACGAUUGCUAACAAGUCAGGCUGUGGAACUGAAGAACAUCCUCCCUGUAACCUCUUCCUGCACACAGCCACCAGUGAAAGGGACGAUCGUGAAGGAGAACAUCCUUCAAACAGAGGAGGGGAAGUGCUGGUGGAAGAGCAUACCAACAGAGAACUGGAUCUCAGCCCUAAGAUCAUUGUUUGCAUCACACUAUUUCAGUUGGAGGUCUUUUGCAGUUUUAAAAAGAUAGUUUAAUAAAUGUCUCGCUAGUCUUCA